CUCGCGACGAUGGCGACGACGGCUCGGAGCUGGAAAGGGACGCAGUGAAGCUGGCCUCGGCUAGGAUAUGACUAAUGUUUAUUUGAUCGAGGCGUAUUUGCUGCUUAGUAAUUGCACGGGCUUCGGAUGAAUCUUUGGCCUCUAACUUCUCAUCACUCCUUUCCCUGAUUUCCAUGUCUUACCUGUGAGAGUUUCCAAACAGGAUCAUCAGGACUGCUCAUCGUCUGUUACCGAUUGUUUGUGACUGGUCUAGGCCGGAGUUCCUCGUUGGUUGACCCGCACUCCUUCACAGGGGCCAUGGAGGAGGAGGGGCAGCAGAGCUUGGAGUGUAUCCAGGCCAAUCAGAUCUUUCCCAAGAAGUCCCCCGUCCUAGAGGAGGAAAACAUGCAGGUGCCCUUUCCUGAGCUGCAUGGGGAGUUCACAGAGUAUGUUGGGAGAGCAGAGGAUGCCAUCAUUGCAACGUCCAACUACCGCCUGCACAUCAAGUUCAAAGAGUCCGUUGUCAACGUUCCUCUCCAGCUCAUAGAGUGCGCUGAGUGUCGGGAUAUGUUCCAGCUUCAUGUCACCUGUAAGGACUGCAAAGUCGUCAGAUGUCAGUUCUCCACCUUUGAGCAGUGUCAGGAAUGGCUGAAACGCCUGAACACGGUAGUGCGGCCUCCGUCUCGCCUGGAGGACCUCUUCUCCUUCGCCUUCCAUGCCUGGUGUAUGAAUGUGUACGCUGGCGAGAAAGAGCAGCACGGCGAGCUGUGCAGACCAGGCGAACACGUGACCUCCUGGUUCAAGAACGAGGUGGAGCGGAUGGGCUUUGACACUCAAAACGCCUGGAGGAUAUCCGACAUCAACAGCAAGUUCAGGCUUUGCCCCAGCUAUCCUCAGCAGCUCCUGGUGCCAGCCUGGAUCACUGACAAGGAGCUGGAAAAUGUGGCGGCCUUCCGCUCCUGGAAGAGGUUUCCUGCUGUGGUUUAUAGGCACCAGACCACGGGGGCUGUGAUCGCCCGCUGCGGCCAGCCAGAGGUCAGCUGGUGGGGCUGGAGGAAUGCUGACGACGAGCACCUGGUCCAGUCCAUUGCCAAGGCCUGCGCCGUGGACAGCAGCUCCCGCAAGCACCUUUCCAACGGCAGCUACACCAAUGGCUCUGACCUGCCUGAUACUGACUUUGAAUCCUCCAUGACCAACAGCUCAGAGGUGGAGACAUUGGCCAUCCAGCCCCACAAAUUACUGAUCCUGGAUGCCAGGUCCUACGCUGCUGCUGUAGCAAAUAGGGCCAAGGGGGGAGGCUGCGAGUGCCCAGAGUACUAUCCCAACUGUGAGGUGGUGUUUAUGGGCAUGGCCAACAUCCACUCAAUCCGCAAGAGUUUCCAGUCUCUGCGUUUCCUCUGCACCCAGAUGCCUGAUCCAGCCAACUGGCUUUCUGCACUGGAGAGCACCAAGUGGCUGCAGCAUCUGUCCCUGAUGCUGAAGGCAGCACUGCUGGUGGUCAACGCUGUGGACCGAGACCACAGGCCAGUCCUGGUGCACUGCUCUGAUGGCUGGGACCGCACACCUCAGAUCGUUGCUUUGUCCAAGCUGCUGCUGGACCCUUACUACCGCACUAUUGAGGGCUUCCAGGUUUUGGUGGAGACUGAGUGGCUGGACUUUGGCCAUAAGUUUGCUGACCGCUGCGGCCAUGGAGAAAACUCUGAGGACCUGAACGAACGCUGUCCCGUCUUCCUGCAGUGGCUGGACUGUGUUCACCAACUACAGAGGCAGUUCCCAUGCUCCUUUGAGUUUAACGAGGCCUUCUUGGUGAAACUGGUGCAGCACACCUACUCCUGUCUGUUCGGCACCUUCCUGUGUAACAGCGGCAAGGAGAGGGAGGACCGCCACGUCCAGGAGAGGACCUGCUCUGUGUGGUCGCUGCUGAGACCGGCCAACCGCACACUGAGGAACAUGCUGUACUCCUCACACUCCGAGACCGUUCUCCACCCAGUGUGUCACGUACGCAAUCUGAUGCUGUGGACGGCUGUCUACCUGCCCAGCUCCUCCCCUACCACCCCCUCCGAUGACUCUUGUGCCCCCUACCCUGUGCCCGGUGGCAACCCUGAGGACACGCCCCUGGCCAGACGUACGAAGACUCGGUCCUUCGACAACUUGCCAAGUGCAUGUGAGCUGGGAAGCUCACUGGCUCCUAACCGCCGCUCCAGUGACCCGAGCCUCAAUGAGAAGUGGCAGGACCACCGGCGCUCUCUGGAGCUUAACAUGGCAGUGGGGCCCGAGGGAGGGGGGAACCAGGAUCAGGAGGUGCGGCCUAACGGAGUGGGGCCUUAUCCAGACGGAAUGGACUCUGAGCUGGAUGACAGCCCGCAGCCCCGGGGCUCACACGCUGAGCUCGGGCAGGGGGCCACCGUCGGCCCAGCAGAAGCAGGAGAGGAAGCAGAGGAGGCGGAGCUCUCUGUGGCGGUGGGUGUGGCCGAGGGCCAAAUGGAGAACAUCCUUCAGGAAGCCACAAAAGAGGAGGCGGGAGCAGAUGUUCAGAGAGAGGGGAGUGCUGCCAUCACACAUGUCAUUAACACUGUUGACACAGAGGUGGAGACAGAAGCAAGAGUUGAGGUAGAUGAUCAGUGUGCUAAGGUCAACGGGACUGAAAUCCAGAGAGAAGCAUUUGCUAAUGGUCACCAUCCAGAAAAUGGUGUAAUGGAGGCUGAGGAAGAUGGUGAGUCUCCCCCAGAGGAGCAGGGUCAACAGGCAGCUGAGGUGACUCAGACACCAGAGGAUCUGGUGAAGCAGGAUGUAGACAACUCCUCUAUACAAGAGGAGCUUGCACAUGGACCCAAUGAGUCCGACUCAAGUGAGCCGGAGCAGCCUGCAGCCCAUAGAACUAUAACUAAUGGCUUUGUGGACACGUCACCUGAAGAGCCAGGUGUGGAUGAGGAGACAUGCCCUAACUUCGAGUCUGACCGUGGCGUCUCGGAGCCGGGGGAACAACUAGAUAAGAGGGCCUCACUGAUGGAAAGCUCCACAGAGACUUUAACUGAAGAGGCCUGCAGCAGGUUGGAGCUACCAGCACAGCCGCCCGUUUGCCCGAGUCGUCAGCCCUGCAGUGAUGGCAGGAGCCAACCGCCCUGCUCCAGGAAAGAGAAAGGACUGGAGACAGGCGAGCAUGGCUUUAUCAGAACUUUAAAUGGGGGCAGCAAGCGGCCCUCUGUCAGUGCCUUUCAGUCUGUGAGUGCUGACCUCAGCAGGGAUGCGAUUUGUAACGGUGACAGCUCUGAGGGGGAGCCCUGCGGAGGACCUCACUGGGCCAAAGGGAACGGGGAGAGGGCCCCUCUGAGUCGACAGGUGUCCCUAGCAAGUUGCAACUCCCUGAUUCGGGGCAGCUGCUCCCAGCACCGCUGGUGCCACGCCCUGCUGAGCCGGGCCGCCAUCAGCCCGGAGCAGCCGGCCCGCAGCCAUCUGGACGACGACGGGCUGACGCUGCACACAGACGCCAUCCAGCAGAGGCUGAGGCAGAUUGAGGCAGGACACCAGAUGGAGGUGGAGACUCUGAAGAAACAGGUGCAGGAGCUGUGGAGCCGCCUGGAGAAUCAGCAGCACGUCGGCUCCCACAGGAUCAACGGAGACAUGGGAGACGAAGUGACCUCAAUGACGGACUCCGAGUACAACCUGGACCCCAACUGUUUGUCGCGCUGCAGCACAGAGCUCUUCUCUGAGGCCAGCUGGGAGCAGGUGGACAAGCAGGACACUGAGGUGACUCGCUGGUACCCAGACCAUUUGGCAGCCCAGUGUUAUGGCUGUGAGAGCAGGUUCUGGCUCGCCACCAGGAGGCAUCACUGCAGGAACUGCGGUAACGUGUUCUGUGCCAGCUGCUGCGACCAGAAGAUCCCAGUGCCAAGCCAGCAGCUGUUCGAGCCCAGCCGCGUCUGCAAGACCUGCUACAGCAGCCUCCAGCUCAGCCCGGCUCCCCUGGACCUGGAGCUGGAGAAACCCAUCACAGCCAGCUCCAACUGAGUGUCAGAGGACCGGGGCAGGAGGGGGGCGGGGCUGAAGCCGCCAGCCGCAGACACAGGUGCACUGCUGAAGAAGAGCACAGGAGCUACACAGAAUGUCCCAUGUACUUAAUGCGUGUGUGUGUGCUGCAGAUGCGGAGUUUAACGUGUAUAUACAGAGGAUGACGUGGCAGAGCUGAAUGACGUGUUGGCGUGAUGCCGAGCGCUCUGAACGGUGGGUGUGCACAGGGGCGGGUGGUGUGUGUGAGUGUGCGUGUGAUGGGAAAUCACACAUUCGCCACACGGAGGGUUAGUGGCGGUGACGGGACUCCGAGGCCAGAGGAGUGAGAAUGGACGUCCUGGUGCCUUGGACCAGGCAGGCAGAGAAGGUCGUCUCACUGUGUUGCUGAAGACUCCUGGAGGACUUUGGUCCAUCGAAUCAUUUCUCCCCCCGCCUAUCCACGCUUCACAUGAGACUUCUGCGCACCAUCGUCUCCCAGCUUGGACUUCUUCUUUUCUCUGGAGGGUGUAAGAUCAGGAAAAUCUCCUGGCAAUCAUGAGACAGUCCCUCAGCUUUAGAAAUGUCUGGAGAGCUGAUGCUCACAAAUGUUGUUCAGGGAAAAGAUUCAAUGGCCAGUUCACCCAAAUUACCCCCAAAAAAGCACCUUUCCUCACUUACCUCUAGCAGCAUCUUACCCUGUUUUCCAGAGCUCAUCUCCCAUUAUAUAAGUGCUGCAACUAAUAUUUUCAUCAUCAUUGAGUCUGCAAAUCAUUGCAUCAAUUAAUAACUUAUCAAAAAACAUUUGAUAAGCUGGAACCAGAUAGUAUUUGGCCCUUUUGCUUGAAAUGAUAACAUAACUUCCUGUAAUUUGACCAUUUGAUUAUUAAAUAUAAUAGCUGUGCUAGUGUUCACUGCACUAAAAAACUGAAAGUGGUGCUCCAGUGAUUUAGUGUUGACAGUUUAGCAAUUAAAAAAGAGGGAUUAAAACAAGAAUGAUCAAAUUGCAGCAAUGCGUUACAUCCCGACUUUUAAUCCCUAGUGUGGGUCAAGUUUGGAUCCUCCAUUUCCCAUAAUGCAUCUCAGUAGCAUCUUUCAGUAAGAUUCCUCCUGUCUGGUAACCACCCACACCAUUCAAACUGCACACAGGCUUUUUGUUAUGUUUGGGGUCUUCACACCCAAAGAGAGACACCUAUGAUGUCAUAGUGAUGUCAUGUUCAUUUUUGUGACUUGAUAAAGCUCCUCCAGAGCUCCAGAAGACAUCGUACAACAUUUUCCCAGGCUGAGCAGUACUCCCUGUGAUGAGCUAGCUGAUCGCUAUGUGUUGCCUUUACUCUGGAUUAUCCACAGUUUUGUAACUUGGGUGAACUGUCCCUUUAACACUCUGGACUGAAUCUCAUAUAUAUAUAUAGAUAUAUAUAGAUAUAUAGAUGAGAUUCAUUCAAGCGUCCAGAGAGAAGAUGAUGUUGCAAUCCUGAAGGCUGAGGAUUUUUAAAAGUUGAACUUUUAACAAAAAUGCUGUUGGGAUAUUUACUUGUUUUCCCUCCACAAAGCACCGUGCUUCAUUUGAAUACUCAGCUUGACCGUCUCGUGAGUCUUACGACAGGACUAGUUAGUGAUCUAUAGAAAAGGCUUUAGAACACGUGGCCCUUUCACAGCUGACGGCGCUCAGCUCCUCAACGCUGAUAGACUGUUACUAUGGCUACGUCUGCUGGGAGUGUAGACUGAUGUGUUGUGGCGUUGUCAGUUCAUGUCAGACGAGCUGCACGGUUUUUGUGCCCGAGACGGACUGACUGUGUAAUCUCUCCUGUUAGCCAUACCUUCAUGCCCUUCGCUCACAACAUCCCCCUUUUUAUUGUUUUUACCCAGCAGGCACUGGGAGCUGGACCUCUCGCUCACGUUUCAGUGCUCAGGUGGAAAUCACAAGUGAAGUUGUGAGUUUACAUGUUUAAACCUCAUGUUCAAAUUCAAGAUUUUUUCUUUUUUUUUUUUGUUAUUCGAGGCAGAAGUCGACCGUGACCUCAUUUGUGAUCUCCACUUUGAUUGGCUGAAACAUGGCCGCAGCAGCAGAAAGGGCUCUUGGCAUUUUCAAAAGUCUGUAACUCCUUAAGUGGCAUAUGUCAGAGAAGCUUCACUGAGACGCCCACUCUGCCUAACACCCAUUCAGUGACCUCCUUCGCACACACACUGACACACACACACAUUUGUUUUGUAAAAUAAAUGAAUAAAAUAAUAUAUUCAGAUACCUAUAUAGCAUUUAAGAAAAAUGUAUAGAAUCCUUGAAUAGUGGCUCACUUUAAUUAGUCACCAAAAAGUUUUCUUUUUUAAAUUUGUUUUCUUAUGUUAUUAAUUGCAGAAAAAAACGUAUAUUUUGCAGCCUGUUGAAGAUGACAGGUGUUCAGUUGUUUUUUUUUUUCAAAUAGAGAAGCAGGGUGUCCUGUUUUGAUGCUGCAGUGGUUUCCCUUUUAAAUGCGAUCGUUACUUUGAUUUAAUUUAUUAAGGUUUGGUUGAAUUGCUGUUGAGAAUCCAGACAAUUCAAUUGCCACAGGAUAAUCAGUGUUGAUGAGACGAGAAAUGAAAGAUGGUUCUGAUCUGUGGCUACGGUGAUGCGCGUCAUUCCUGUUUGGUAGCAGCCAAUCACAGAAGGAUUUGUGGAUGGAACCAUUUCCAGAUUACGAGGGGGGGGGGGGUGAAGUCGGAGGUGUUGUGUAGCACCAUGUGACCUCUGACGACUAAAUGUCAAAAUGAAAAAGGAGCGUGUCUGUAGCCAAUGAGACGUCUAUGCACUGAGAGAACAGUGGUCCAAAACAAGCAGCCUGAACUCCAAAUCAGAGCCCCCCUGAAGUCACACACAGACAUUACUCCUGUCAAACCCAUCUACAAACACUACCUCUACUUUGUACACACACUCGUUCAUGCACACACACAGUCACACUGAGCUUUUGGUUGCUGAGUGACACUUGCUUUCCAGAUAUACAUCAUCGAGAAUGGCCUUUGUUGUUGUUAUAGAAAAUCUGUGGUUUUCUUUGUGAAUCAGCUGGCGCAUUUAAGGUACAGCGCACGACACGCGGACUUAUUUUAACGAGGAUCUUAUCGUCGAGACUGCCAAUCUUUUUAUUCCUCCUCGUUCAGCUCGUCAUGUCAGCAGAGGGCCCACAUGUGCUUCAUUCAGCAGUGUCCCAGAUGGUCGCUGUGGUUCACCACACGGGAUGGCAGCAUUUCAGCUGUCAGAGGAGAUGCAGAAAUAUGAGUGUGUGAUUGACAACGCGAUGCUGUUUUGGACAUACUGGAGCUGUUUCGCUGAACGUCCUGUUCAGUGUGGCGGCAGAAUCAGCAGAUGAGUGAAGUGUUGAAGGCUUUAAGUGUUUGUUUUUCUCACUUCGCUCCUGUAGAAGUGGACAGCUCGACCCUCAUUCAUUCAAACAGAGUAGAAGAAUAGGAAUUUGUUAACCCCUCAUAGAUGAGACAGUCAUUUCGGUGAGUUGAAUAUUUACGAAAACACUUCAACAGGUGUCGCCAUGGCGACAACAGUGGCAGUCAUUUUUAAUUAAUUUGAAACUCCACUUCUGCAUCAAAUGUGCAGAAAAGUCAAAUGUUAGUUUGACCCUUGCCAGCUUCCCUCCGAUUCAGCUCAGUUUUCUCUUCAUUCUGCAGAGAGCGAGAUGAACUGGAAUACUGAUCAGACAGAAUAUUGACUUCACAUCAGACCGUUCAGUUCAUAAUGGUGACGUGAAGCUGGCCUGUAAUCCUAGAUCAGUCCUAUUAACAGAUGAUUUAUUCCAAGGCUUCACACUCCUCCCAGAAUGAUGUGUCUGUGUCCUAAAUGUUGAAAUGUUUGAAAAUGUUCGCCAACACUUCAAAAUUCAUGAUCUUAAAUACAGACGAUCAGAUGUCAAUAAAAGGACUUCAUUUAAAAAGAUGGCUAAAUGAGAUGGGCGCUGUCUCUGGAUCAGCCCAGUCUGAGGUCAAAGUUCUCUCACUUUCCUCGCAGAAACGCUGACGGCCGGCAGCAGGAAUCUCUACUCUGUGUUUUCACCACCAUCACAGGCACGUGGGGCACCAAGUCAACAAUCCAUGAAUGUGAAUUGUCUUUAAAAAGGCUGUUUUUUGCACAUGACAUCAAGUAGACACUGCCACAGAGUGCAUCAAAAUAAAGCAGAAAGAGUGCUGUGCUUGUCAGUAUUGCAACGAGCAUUAUGGUUGGUGGCCGUAUGUGUGUGGGAGGGUUGGGUAACAUGGUGAACAGGUCAUCAGUUAACACACACACACACACUCAUUACCAGGAUGAUCCCUUGCUGUGCUUUUUUUUUUUUUUCUUCCUCCCAAGAAGCUCUCUUGGUCUGCAUAUGUUGUAUUUCUCUUCACUCACGCUGACCUGCUCUAUCAGAGGCGUCACUGCAGCGGCCCAGUAAUCACAUGACGUGAGUGUGUACGCGUGAAUGUAUUGAGCAUUGGUGUGUGUGUGCGACUGCGUGUGUGUGUGCGCGAGCGUCUCUUUUGGUGGAGACUGGUGCCAAGCAGUUUUAUUACGGGUCUCUCACAAAGGGAUCACUCGUGCUUUUGUUUGAGUUUCCUCUUUUUUUCCCUCCUGUUUGAUAAGCACUUUGAACCUUCUCAUGUCUGUCAGAGGAGUGUGUAGCUGUACAUAGCAAUUUCCUGUAACAACAAGUGCUCCUUGUUCAGUCUGAAUAUUUUGUUUUGUUGGAUUUACUUUAAAGAGCAUUACAUUGUUGUAGAAUUAAAGGAAAAAUAAACUAGAUAAACCUAC
Chelmon rostratus (copperband butterflyfish) is the source of this 8731-nucleotide messenger RNA. RefSeq names its product myotubularin related protein 3 (gene mtmr3). Gene Ontology annotation, molecular function: metal ion binding; phosphatidylinositol-3,5-bisphosphate 3-phosphatase activity; protein phosphatase binding. Gene Ontology annotation, biological process: regulation of autophagy; dephosphorylation. The record is from RefSeq and is a predicted model, not a curated record. The transcript has 20 exons. Lineage: Eukaryota; Metazoa; Chordata; Actinopteri; Chaetodontiformes; Chaetodontidae. Bases 298 to 3987 code for a protein of 1229 amino acids.